Molecule: messenger RNA, 1067 nt
Organism: Aethina tumida (small hive beetle)
Lineage: Eukaryota; Metazoa; Arthropoda; Insecta; Coleoptera; Nitidulidae
Product: metaxin-2-like
Exons: 1
Coding region: 95-1006 (303 amino acids)
Biological process (GO): mitochondrion organization
Cellular component (GO): SAM complex
Source: RefSeq, a predicted model, not a curated record
GGUUAUGUCAUCGAUUAAUUUAGUUACCGAAAUUUUGACGUUACUGUCAUUUGUGUCAUUCUUUCUUCUCAACAAAAUUUGAAACUGAAACAACAUGCAGGGUGAUACAAAUGACACAAAAACAUCCACGCAAGGAGAUGGCGACAACAAACCAGAAAAUGAUGGGAUGCCUGAUAUCCUAAUAGAUCCACCAUUAAAUACCAGCGGUGGCGAACCCCAUAAGGAAGGUUUUCACAAGUUGGAAAAAUUCAUAUCACGAUUGUGCAUCGGUAAAGGUGUAAUACAAGAACCAUGGCCUAAAGACGCCAAGCUGUAUCAGCAGAUUGAAGAUAAACAGAUCAUACUACCGGAUAAAGCCAAUUGUUUAGCGGUGAAAACUUUUCUGAAGAUGUGUAACCUUGAAUUCGACGUAGAACAGAGACCCAACGCUGAGCACAUGUCGCCCUCUAGAAAAGUGCCUUUCCUUAAAGCUGGCCCUUUUGUAGUUUCAGAAUUAGAAGGGAUUGCAGCUUUUGUAAAUAAUAAAGGCAUUACUUUGACAGAGAAGUUAGAUGCGGAUAUGAAGUCAGAUAUGAAGGCAUACAUGUCUUUAGUAAGUAAUGUAAUUGAAACUGCUGAGCUGUAUAUUUGUUGGAUGGAUAAUGAGAUUUAUAAUGAAGUGACUAGUGUAAGAAAUGGCUCCAUUUAUCCAUGGCCUUUGAAUCACAUUCAGAAUCGGGCGAAACGAGGCCAGGUAAUACAAAAACUAAAAGUUUUACGUUGGCACACAAAGACGAUGCAGGAAGUUAUUCAAGAUGUAGAAAAUUGUUGUCAAGCAUUAAGUGAUCGACUGGAAGGUGAAGAAUAUUUUUUCGGCACCACCCCUACUGAAUUAGAUGCUUUGAUUUUUGGACAUUUGUUUACCAUCCUUACUACACAAUUACCUAAAGACGACCUGGCAAACACAAUUAAGAAAUACCCUUUAUUGCUCAAGUUGGUUGAGAAUAUUGAGAAACUGUAUUUAUAAUGAUUAUAUUUAAUUAACUUUUUAGUAGAAGAAAGAGAUAAAUAAAUAUUUAUUAAAUGCG